Molecule: messenger RNA, 1564 nt
Organism: Diabrotica virgifera virgifera (western corn rootworm)
Lineage: Eukaryota; Metazoa; Arthropoda; Insecta; Coleoptera; Chrysomelidae
Product: dnaJ homolog subfamily C member 25 homolog
Exons: 2
Coding region: 158-1162 (334 amino acids)
Biological process (GO): protein folding
Cellular component (GO): endoplasmic reticulum membrane
Source: RefSeq, a predicted model, not a curated record
AAAUGUCAAAAUAACUCGUUCUGUGCUGGCAGGCCAGCUGUGCAAAUUGUAAGUAAGCAUGUUGGAUUGGAUAUUUUAUAUUUUAGUCUAAUUCAAUAAUUUGAAUGGGAGUGUUGGUUCCUUCUUGAAUUAAUGAUAUAUAAUAAAUAGAUAUAAAAUGCUACAUUAUUUAAUAGCAGUAACAUCCAUUCUGUUUAUAUUAUGUGUUUCGGCAAGUGGUCAACUUUUAGAAGGAAUAUAUUGUGGAAAAGAGAACUGCUAUGAUGUGUUGGAAGUUACAAGGGAGACAACCAAAAAUGAAAUAUCCAGAAGUUAUCGAAAACUGGCCAGACAGUAUCACCCUGAUCUGCACAGAACACCGGAAGCCAAGGAAAAGGCUGAAGAAAGAUUCAAAAUAAUUGCAAAUGCAUAUGAAAUUCUUAAAGAUGAGGAAGCUAGAUCAGAUUAUGAUUAUAUGUUGGAUAAUCCAGAUGAAUACUACGCUCAUUAUUAUAGAUAUUAUCGAAGAAGAGUAGCUCCCAAAGUAGAUGUAAGAAUAGUAUUAAUAGUGACAAUUUCUAUAAUAUCAAUAAUCCAGUAUUACAGUGGUUGGCAGAAAUAUGACCUUGCUAUUAAGUACUUUAUGACUGUGCCAAAGUAUAGAAACAAAGCGCUAGAAAUCGCCAAAGAAGACGGGCUUCUACAAAAUGAUAAAAAGCAGAAGAAAAAUAAAAAAGAGUUAAAAGAAGAAACUGAAACCAUCAUAAGAAAAGUAAUCGAAGAUAAGAUGGAUAUUAAAGGGGCUUAUGCCAAGCCAUCUAUUACUGAUUUGCUCUGGAUACAAUUAAUUAUAUUUCCGUAUACAAUAGUAAAAUAUAUUUCUUGGUAUGUGUCUUGGUAUUGGAGGCAUAGUAUAUUAAAACAACCAUAUAGUGAAGAAGAAAAACUGUACAUUAUUAGAAAAUAUAUGAAAAUGAGUGAACAUCAGUUUAAUAGUCAAGAAGAUGAGAAAAAAGAAGAUUUCUUAAAACAAGAGUUGUGGAUCAGGGCCAAUUUUGACGAAUGGCAUAAACAGGAAGAAGAAAAUGCUAAGAAACAGUUAGCUGAAAACAAUAAAUAUAAGCAAUAUAGAAGAUAUCUUAAGAAUCAUGGAGUGGGAAGAAUGACAUUUGACGAUUCUUGAUCUUUAGUUAAUACAGACUCUAACAAAUUUUUUUUAUUUAUUUAUAUAUUUUUAUUACAAUGUUGCUGUGUUUAACAUUUUUUUGAUAUUCCCGAGGUACAAACAUGUAUAUAACAUCAGAUAGACAUAUCUUGAUGUAUACAAUAGGAGUUUGACAUUAAAUGUUUCUAACUCUAUAAGUAUAUUCUAUCAAAAAAUUUAUAAACCCUUAUUACAACUUAGAAAGCUGAUAUACUAAAAGAAUAUUCAAAUUCUUAAAACCACAUAUUUUCUACUGUAAUGCACUUAAGCUAAUUUCAGAAACAAAGCUAAUUUCUAAGUUAUAAUAAAAAUAUACACGUGCUUCGUCAAAAAUAUAAUCCAUCCAAUAUUUUCCGUUAAUAUAAUUUUUUCCUAAUCUAA